Molecule: messenger RNA, 3189 nt
Organism: Sarcophilus harrisii (Tasmanian devil)
Lineage: Eukaryota; Metazoa; Chordata; Mammalia; Dasyuromorphia; Dasyuridae
Exons: 6
Coding region: 547-3036 (829 amino acids)
Source: RefSeq, a predicted model, not a curated record
GUGAUUAUGUGCCUGUCUUAUAUACAUGUUUCCUUAUCCCUAUCUUCUCAGAGAUCCAAAAAUCUGACUGUAGCCCCUCACCUCUGUCUGGAAGAUUAAUCUCCAGAUAGAUUAAGACCCCUGAAAGACAGCAUAGUCUAGAAGGAAGAUGAUGGAAAAGGACAGAACUAUGUAGGAGAUAACUGUGAAGGGCUCUGGUUGGACCUCCUCUACCAGGAAUCUAAAGUGGUUGCAGGUGCUGUAGAUGGAAAAUGAUGGAUUCAGAGUUGAGAAAGAAGAAAUCAAUCAAGAUCAUAUCUGGAAAAUUGCUCUGCAUUUUCAAUGAUCACCAAAGCACAGUGCCACUGAAGCCCAUCUCUUUAACACCAAUAGUCUCUUUACUAAAUGGCUGUGAAUUGUAAGAAUAAGAGAAGAAUGGGAAGCUUGGUACCACCAUCAUCACCACCACUUGGAACUGAACUGCUCUUGGUUCCUGAUCCUUGGAGCAUCUAGAAUAUUCUGUUUCCUGUUCUUGGAAUUCCUAUUGGAAAAACAUCCAACAGCACCAUGAGAAGAAGGAGAAUUUUGCCAAAUGCCUCAGUUGAACUCUCUGGAAAUCACCGGGCCAAGGUGGAUAUAUCACCAUGUUCUUCAUAUUGGACUCUACCACUAAAUACACAACAACAUCAUUGUAAGCCUUUGAUGAUACCACACUUAAAUCAAAACCAGGCCAAAAUCAAGGUGUUGUCCCAUCCUGGCUACAAGAACACAUCUGCUCCCUCAUCAUGCUUCAAACACCAGGGCUCAGCUAUACAAUUAUCGCAUGCCAAGAAUUCGACAGUGGCUGUAUCCUUACCCCAUCUUGGUCAUCAGUGCCCUACUAAACCUACAACCACACGUUCAUCAUGCCCUAAACAUUGGGCUAGAAACGUAAUUCCAUCCUUGCCAUUUUCUGAUUCUAGGGUAAAGACUGCUGAUGUCAUAGAUUUGCCAUGCUCAGAAAAGUGGAUAACUUCUCCAUCUAGCCCUGACCUGUGGAAUAAGGCUUCACUGGACCAAGAGCACCUUCCUAGGAUUUCUCAAGGAUUUGAUCAUUGGGCUGAAAAUGCACGACACCUCAAUCACUGGACCACCAUUUCUUCUUCCCCUCACUAUCAGAAUGAGGUUACAUCUUGUAGAACCUGCAGAUCGAGAGCCAAAACUAAAAGUUCUUUAUCCUUAGACUAUGGGACCAAAGCCACAAUUAUUCCAUUUUCAUCCUAUAAUCAUCAGUCUAAAGUAUCCCAAUCACUGAAGCACUAUGAAAGGAGCAUAAGCUCCCCAUUACCAUUAAAGAUCUUCAGUUACAGAGCCAAAGGUACACCACUGAUAUACCGUGAUCCUUGCUCUAAAACCAGUGGUGAAUCAGGCAGAUAUCAUAGGGAAAGUCCUCUAUUAUAUGCUGAUCGGAUGAUAGACAGUGUUCAAAGUAGACUAAAGUUCAAUCAGUGCUUCAAAUCUCCAGAUGCCAAACAUUGCAUUAUACAUCCACUAAGAUCAAAAAGUCAUGAGACUGAGACAAAGUUACUCCCUGAUUACCAAGUCUCACUUAAGAAACUUCUACUAGAUCCAGAGUACCGAGAUAAAUUUCUUCUUGACUCCAAAAAGGAUACGGAGAUUCCUCUGAGCCUCAGUUACCAAAGUAAUGAUGAACUUGAGCCAGAUCAAAAUGCUAAGUGUCUACUGACUCCUACUCACCAUGUUAAAUCUACCUUUGAUGUUGAUCAGCAGCAAAUAGAGGAUACAAUAGGUUCUAAAGCAGAGGUUCAUUUUGCUUCAGAUCUAAAUCACAAAAUCAAAUUUAGACCGAGUAUUGACGACUGCAUGAAAUAUGACCCAAGACCUGAACAGCAGGAUGAAAUGUCAUCAGAUUCCGACUUCCUGAUGAAAGAUAAAUCAGAUUCUGGCCAGGAGAUUAAACUUCCUUCAAAACCCACAAAUUGGGUCAUAUUUCCUCUAGACAAUAACCCCAGGGACAUAUCUUCCCAGAACAGUCAGAUUGCUCCUUAUUCAAGUCUUGAGCAACAAUCUACAUCUCCUCUGGACAACACACAAGAAACUUCAUCUCCAUUCCUUAAACAAUGGCUCAAACCUACACAGGCUCCCAAAUACUGUACCACACAUUUUACAUGGCCCAAACAUCCAGACACACCUUCUUCAGAGUUUGACUUUCAGCAAACAUCUCCAUUGAGCUUUGAACAUAGACAAAUAAAUACACCAAUCUUUGAUGAGCAGUUGGAGUCUAUAAGAGAUUCUCUCUCUUCUGCACAAGGUCAUUCACAUCUUUACCACUCUGCCAAGGCAUAUCCAGACAAACAAGGUAAGGCUGUAUCCAUUCCCAAAUAUCAGAACCAGGCAAUAAAUAAUAGAGAAUCUUCAUGGUGUUUUAAUUAUAUUAGGCCAUAUAUAAUUAAGGGUGGUACUGUCCAUAGUAGAACUGUUAACAGCAUCAUAAGUUCUAUCCCUCAGAAGGAAAUUAAAAAUGACAUCCGAAAGCAAAUUCUUCUUAAGAGGAUGAAGGAAAGUAGUAAUCAUCGGUUUGGAUCACACCUCUGUGCGAGUUAUAAUGUCUGUGUCCUUUGUGCUUCCUGGAUUCCAGAUGGUUGUCCUCAUGUGGAUAAAAUGAAUGGACAAACCAUAGCACAAUUGUUGGCUAUACCCACACCUGUGCCUGGUUCUAAUACAAGGAUGGGCAUUAAAUUUAUUCUCCAACUCCCCCCACAAAGGACAUCUCCUGAUAUUUACUCACCACACACAAAUUUUGGGGUGCCCCACCACACCCAUUCAUCUACCAUUCCUUCAUCAUUCCAUUCAGAAUUUAUAUCCCAUGAAUCUCCACUGUUAUCAUCGCUUGGCUAUAACCAUGCUAGGCAUCAGCACUCAGCCAGAAGAAAAGCAAGUAGGAGUUCAGAGCUACUACUAGGAGAAAUGUCCAGGAGGAAAGAAGAGUCAGUAGAAUCUGUGGGAAUUUUCAAACCUUUUCUGGAGAGAUAUCAUAUGAAGAGGAGGGGAAAUUAAAAUGUCAUUCUUAAAGCAAUUGACUUCCGGUGUAUCUUUGUGAAAAUCUGUUUUUUCUUCUGAGUUAAUUAUUGGCCUUUACAGACAGGUAGAAAUUGAAUUUGGCUUAUUGAUUCAUAUGACAGUUAUGUACUCUUUUAAGUAUUUGUGGUA